AUGCUUCGAAUUUGCCGGCCUGCGCGGGCCCUUGGCCAAAUCCGCUCGCCAUGGAUCCCGGCAAGAGCAGCAAUACACGUUGCGCCGGGGACUGCGGCUGGCAGGAAGAACACAAUAAUCACACCCUCGAUGACGACAGCGACGAGGCGGACGUUCGCCACUGUGCGCUGGACCCAGGAUCCAACAGAGCGCGACGCUAUCACGACGUUGUCCAACGGCAUCCGCGUGGCCUCGGAAGACCUGCCUGACGCUUUCUCGGGCGUGGGAAUCUACAUCGAUGCUGGAUCGCGCUACGAGAACGACUCACUUCGUGGCGUGAGCCACAUUAUGGACCGGCUGGCUUUCAAGUCGACCACCGACCGCACUGCUGACGAGAUGCUGGAGAUUGUCGAGAACUUGGGCGGCAACAUCCAGUGCGCAUCGUCCAGAGAGUCCAUGAUGUACCAAGCCGCCACCUUCAACGCCGCCAUCCCCCAGACUAUGGGGCUGCUGGCCGACACUAUCCGCAAUCCAAAUCUCACCGAUGAAGAGAUUGAGCAGCAGCUAGAAACAGCCAAGUACGAAGUCACUGAGAUCUGGUCCAAACCUGAGCUGAUCCUCCCCGAGCUGGUCCACACGGCUGCCUUUAAAGACAACACGCUUGGCAACCCGUUGCUCUGCCCCGAGGACAGAUUGGAAGUUAUUGACAGGAGUUAUAUCCGGGCGUACCGACAGGCUUUCUACAGACCAGAGCGCAUCGUUGUUGCAUUUGCCGGCGUCGCGCAUGCCGAGGCCGUGAGACUUACUGAGAAAUUCUUUGGCGACAUGACCGCUUGGGAAACUCCGGCGAUAUCCAGGACAGGCUCUGAGACGUCGCUCGACUCGCUGCAGUCCGACUCGAGCGACAGCUCGGCCACGGGAUCGUCAUCCUCCACAACCAGCCCUUUGGUACAACAACCCUCUAGAUUAAUAUCUAAAAUACCCUUCUUAAAGCACCUCUCCACCUCCGCGCCACACAAUGCCUCCGUCAUCACCCCGGAGACCUUCUCCCGCUCCACGCACUCCCUCGUCCCCAUCUUAUCUGAGGACCUCCAACGGCCUUCCCAAUACACUGGUGGAUUCCUCUCGUUGCCGGCGCUGCCAUUGCCCCUCAACCCCAACCAACCUACUUUCACUCACAUUCAGCUCGCCUUUGAGGGCCUCCCUAUCUCAUCGGACGACAUCUACGCCCUCGCUACAUUACAAACGCUCCUCGGCGGCGGCGGGUCAUUCUCGGCGGGCGGCCCUGGCAAGGGCAUGUACUCGCGGCUGUAUACUAACGUGCUGAACCAACACGGCUGGGUCGAGUCCUGCAUGGCCUUCAACCACUCGUAUACGGACUCGGGACUAUUUGGCAUCGCCGCCUCGUGCUACCCGGGGCGAACCCUGGCUAUGCUGCAAGUAAUGUGCCGCGAGCUCCAAGCUCUCACCCACGAAGGGGGCUUCUCGGCGCUCAACGAGAUUGAGGUGGCGCGCGCCAAGAAUCAGCUCCGCAGCAGCCUGCUCAUGAAUCUCGAGAGCCGCAUGGUCGAGCUCGAAGACCUCGGCCGCCAGGUCCAGGUGCACGGCCACAAGAUCCCCGUGCGCGAGAUGACGGCCCGCAUCAACGACCUGACAGUAGAGGAUCUGCGGCGCGUGGCCAAGAUGGUCGUCAGCGGUAUGGUGCAGAACCGCGGCGCAGGCAGCGGGGCCCCUACCGUCGUGCUACAAGAGGCUACGGCCCAGGGCGUCAAGCAGACCACACUCCCGUGGGACCAGAUCCAGGACGUCAUCUCCCAGUGGAACCUGGGUAGGCGUUGAUGCACUGUAACCUGUGCGUCUGUCCGUAUGUAACAUGUAUAAUAGCGGCUGAAAACUGUAUAAAAUAGAUAUAUGUAUUAAAACGCGCACAUCCGGGCUAGAGUUUGUGGGGACGGCUACUUAUUCGUUAUACAGCCUCAUUACGAUCACUGUCGCCGUAAUGGGACUUGGUUUAUCGCAUGUCUUUCUCGUCCCACCACGUGAUCCGAUUAGUGG
Molecule: messenger RNA, 2034 nt
Organism: Lasiosphaeria miniovina
Lineage: Eukaryota; Fungi; Ascomycota; Sordariomycetes; Sordariales; Lasiosphaeriaceae
Product: mitochondrial processing peptidase alpha subunit-like protein
Exons: 2
Coding region: 1-1818 (605 amino acids)
Cellular component (GO): mitochondrion
Molecular function (GO): metal ion binding; metalloendopeptidase activity
Source: RefSeq, a predicted model, not a curated record